Phialemonium atrogriseum is the source of this 2007-nucleotide messenger RNA. RefSeq lists its product as uncharacterized. NCBI's taxonomy places the organism in Eukaryota, Fungi, Ascomycota, Sordariomycetes, Cephalothecales, Cephalothecaceae. Gene Ontology annotation, molecular function: metal ion binding; 7S RNA binding. Gene Ontology annotation, biological process: SRP-dependent cotranslational protein targeting to membrane. Gene Ontology annotation, cellular component: signal recognition particle. The record is from RefSeq and is a predicted model, not a curated record. Bases 1 to 2007 code for a protein of 668 amino acids. The transcript is spliced from 6 exons.
AUGGACUUCGUCCAGAGAUUCCAGGCAAUCCAACUGCACCGGGACACCAGCGACGAACUGAUCAAGGAUCUCUUGAUAUACUCGGAAAGAACCGAAACGAGCCUCAGACAGGAAAAUCAACGUCUUCACAACGAGCUAAGCGAUGCCAGGUUAGACAUUGCAGAUGCGACCAAGUCGAGGCGGGAGCUGCAGCAGCAGAUACAGCAGUUGGAAAAACGUAUCGGCGCUGUAUCUCAAGACAAUCAGCAUUUGAAGAGUCAUAAUCCAUAUGUUAUCGUCUUGAUCGACGGCGACGGUAUCCUAUUCAAAAGUCUCUUCGUCAGACAAGGCCUUGAAGGUGGGAAAAAAGCUGCGUAUGCCUUGAGGCAAGCCAUACUCGGAGAAUGCGGCGACCAUGCCGACGAAAUUGAAGUUGUCGCAAAAAUCAUCUUGGGCAUCUCCCACGAUGCCGGCUAUGCUCCCUUCCUGGACGAGAUUCUUCGGGACGAGUCGACGAGACGACGAAUCACCAUCAUCGAGGGCGUUCCCACGGUUCGAGAGCUUGUUGCCACUGGGGUUAACAUUCUGAAUCUCAACGAAACACUCUUCCGGCCGGAUAAGCUGCUAGACAAGACACCCCUUCUUAACUCGACGCUGCUGGCCCCGUUGCCGGCCCCGUUGUCGGCCCCGAUAAACAGUCCGAGUCCCCCUUCGACCUCCAGCCCCGCCACGUCGUAUGCGCGCGUCAUCAAAAAUGCCAGUCCUCCGCCACAAAUCACUCUUCCUUUACAGCCCAAGCCCGUCAAUGGCCCUGUUCGGCCCCAGUCUCAGGCCAACAAGCAGCCAGCCUGGAACCCCGGAGCACGCGGUUUAGACUCGCCUAUUCAAGUUUCUCAAGCAGCGUUGGACAGCAUCAAAAAGCGAAAAGACAGCAGCAAGCUAUGCAAUAACCAUUAUUUGAGAGGCCCCUGUGCCAAAGGCGACUCUUGCUGCUUCGAGCACAAGUACAAGCCCUCGGCCGACGAAAUCAACGCGAUUGCGUUCCUCGCCCGCCUCAACCCGUGUACUAACGGCCAGGACUGUGAUCUCGACGGUUGCAUAUAUGGACAUCACGUAUGCUUCCGCCGUCGCCAUCCCCAGAUAGAAGAGGUCUCAGACAGCGACGACGUCUCCGACCCCUCGGAGGACGACAUCGACGACUUCACCGAGGCGGACAUCGUACGACGCGUCACCCCCGCAUCCUCAAGCAAAGCCCCCCCAAAGCCCUCAUCAUCAUCAUCAUCCUCAUCAUCAGCAUCAGGACCAGCAGCCCAGCAGCAGUCCCGCGCCGCAGCGCAAAUCCCGACCUCCUCCCCGCACACGACGGCCGGCAACCCGGCCGCGUACGCCGGCUACCAGUGCCUGUACCCGGUCUACUUCGACGCGUCCCGCUCGCGGGCCGAGGGCCGGCGCGUGUCGGCCUCCCUCGCGGUCCGCAGCCCGCUCGCCGCCGAGAUCGCCAGCGCCUGCCAGCGCCUGCGCCUCGCGCCCGUGCUGGAGGCGACGAAGCUGCACCCCAAGGACUGGGCGAACCCGGGGCGGGUGCGGGUCCUGCUCAAGGAAGGUGGUGGUAGCGAUGGUGCGGGUGGCAGGGCCGGGCCGAGGGGUUCGGGGGCCGCGCAGGUCAAGAACAAGCACCACCUGUACGUGCUGGUGGCGCGGCACCUGAGGGAGAACCCGACGACGGAGAAGAGCCCCGCGCUGUGGAUGAGGUUGCCCGGGGCUCCGCUGCCGGACGCGGCGAAGCCGUACCCGAGGCCGGCCGUGCCGAAGGGGUGGAAGAUUGGCGAGCUGCUGCCGUACUACAGCCCCGCCAUGACGGGCGGGGGCGUGUCGGAGAACUUCUUCAAGGAUAUGAUGAAGGAGAUGCAGGGUGGUGGGGACAUGGCGAGCAUCAUGGCCGCGGCGGCCGGGGGCAGCGGUGGGGGUGGUGGAGGAGGAGGAGAGGAGAAGAAGAAGAAAGACAAGAAGGGGAAGGGGAAGGGCUAG